GCCGCCGCAGACCCGGCACCGGGAGGCGCCGAGCACGCCGGCCUGAGCGGGAGACGCGGGUGAACUGCUGCUCCUGUCGGCCGCGCUAUCCUCCCUUCUUUCCCUCCGCCCCUCCCCUGGCGGCCGAGCUGCCUGGGAGCCCGCGAAGCAGUGGCGCCGCUGUUCCGAGACACCAGCUCGGACCCCCGGACCUGCACCGACGGGGGGGCAGCGGGAGCGCGGAAACCACAGGCGAAGCGGGCCCUGGCCACGGCGGAGAGGACUGAGCGUGUGAGUGUUUGCGCACGAGAGUGAGAGCUGCAACCUGUACUCUGCGCACGCCAGCCCCAGCCUAGGUCCCGCAACCCCGGACCUUCCCCCACCUUUGCCUCAAGGCACGCGCGGCACAGCCAUGAAUACCAACGACGCCAAGGAGUAUUUGGCCCGGAGGGAAAUCCCUCAGCUUUUCGAGAGCCUUUUGAAUGGACUGAUGUGUUCUAAGCCUGAAGACCCAGUGGAGUACUUGGAAAGUUGUUUACAGAAAGUAAAGGAACUGGGCGGCUGUGACAAGGUAAAAUGGGAUACAUUUGUUAGCCAGGAAAAGAAGAACUUACCCCCGCUCAAUGGAGGACAGUCACGGAGAUCCUUUCUAAGAAAUGUGAUGCCUGAAAAUUUGAACUUUCCGUAUCGGCGGUAUGAUCGGCUCCCUCCAAUCCAUCAAUUCUCCAUAGAAAGUGAUACAGAUCUCUCUGAAACUGCAGAGUUAAUUGAGGAAUAUGAGGUUUUCGAUCCUACUAGACCUCGACCAAAAAUCAUUCUUGUCAUAGGAGGUCCAGGAAGUGGAAAGGGUACUCAGAGUUUGAAGAUUGCAGAACGUUAUGGAUUCCAGUAUAUUUCGGUGGGAGAAUUAUUAAGAAAGAAGAUCCACAACACCAGCAGCAACAGGAAAUGGAGUCUCAUUGCCAAAAUAAUUACAACCGGAGAAUUGGCCCCACAGGAAACCACAAUUACAGAGAUAAAACAGAAAUUGAUGCAAAUACCUGAUGAAGAGGGCAUUGUUAUUGAUGGCUUUCCAAGAGAUGUUGCCCAGGCUCUGUCUUUUGAGGACCAAAUCUGUACUCCCGACUUGGUGGUAUUCCUGGCUUGUGCCAAUCAGAGGCUCAAAGAAAGAUUACAGAAGCGUGCAGAGCAGCAGGGGCGGCCUGACGACAAUCUGAAAGCUACCCAAAGAAGACUUAUGAACUUCAAGCAGAAUGCUGCUCCGUUGGUUAAAUACUUCCAAGAAAAAGGGCUCAUCAUGACAUUUGAUGCAGACCGAGAUGAGGAUGAGGUGUUCUAUGACAUCAGCGUGGCAGUUGACAACAAGUUGUUUCCGAACAAAGAGGCUGAAGCAGGGUCAAGUGACCUUGAUCCUUCCAUGAUGUUGGACACUGGAGAAAUCAUUGAUACAGGAUCUGAUUAUGAAGAUCAGGGUGAUGACCAGUUAAAUGUAUCCGGAGAGGACACCAUGGGAGGUUUCAUGGAAGACUUGAAGAAGUAUAAAAUUAUUUUCAUGAUUGGUGGCCCUGGCUCUGGCAAAGGCACACAGUGUGAAAAGCUGGUGGAAAAAUACAGAUUUACACAUCUCUCGAUGGGUGAGCUGCUGCGUAAGGAGCUGUCAUCAGAAUCUGAAAGAAGCAAAUUGAUCAGAGACAUCAUGGAACGUGGGGAGCUGGUGCCCACGGCCAUCGUUCUGGAGCUCCUGAAGGAGGCCAUGGUGGCCAGCCUUGGCCACACCAAGGGCUUCCUGAUUGACGGCUACCCUCGGGAAGUGAAACAAGGGGAAGAGUUCAGACGCCGGAUUGGAGACCCACACUUGGUGAUCUGCAUGGACUGCUCGGCAGACACCAUGACCAACCGCCUUCUCCAAAGGAGCCACAGCAGCCCGCGCAUGGAGGACAAUACCAAGACCAUCGCCAAACGCCUUGAAACCUACUACCGAGCAUCCAUCCCUGUGAUCGCCUACUACGAGACGAAAACACAGCUACAUAAGAUAAAUGCAGAGGGAACACCAGAGGAAGUUUUUCUUCACAUCUGCACAGCUAUUGACUCUAUUUUGUGAAGGCACAAAUGCACGUACAUUAAGAGUGGAGACAGAGGAAAAUAGUAACGGUUCAUUCCUUAACAGUGUUUCAAAUUAAACCUUUUGUGUCCCCCCAAAAUCUGACAUUGCUGUUUGCUUCCCAGCUUGACUUGUCUGAGAGAUGUCUGGAAAUCAUGCAUGACGUAUUGGUAUCGUGAAACCUUUUCUUCAUAAUUGAGAAGUUGUCUAUAUUCACAGCACGUACACUUUUCUACCAUAUAGUUUGCAUCUCAGAGCUCAGUUAGCAUGUGAACAGCAGUGCAGUGCCAGUCUGUGUCAGUUGUGUCCCCGAGACUUGCUGGAGAGUUUGAUCAUUUCGUUUUACUCUCACCAAGGAGGGAAUUAGCAUCCCUAAAUCCCCAUUACCUUUCCCUUCCUUUCCCAAUGUUUAUAUUCUGUUCCCUGAUAAAAGCCCCUAACAUGGAAGGCAGGCCUGAGCAUAUUCCUCGGGUUGCUGUCUCUGUUUCCUCAACUCUCAUCCACUAGUGGUUCGGCGCCAAAGAGGGUAGAUUCAUUAGACAAUGUCAAGUACACUGUUUACAUGCAUCAAACAAAAAGAUGUGAAAUUGAAUAGCUUUUGCAAAGCAGCAACACCCAGUCUAGUCAUCAGUAACAUUUCUCUAUUCACUUCUAGGAAAUUGGCUACUUGGAAUAGUCUCAAAAUGACUAACAGAACUGGAUAAAUAAUGUAUAACCUAGUUGUCUACAUAUGUACAGGGUGCAUUUGGGCAAUUAUGAAUUAAUACCAAUGACCAAAAAUAAUUUAAGAGCAUGACAUGAUUACAUUCAUUGAACAAAUUUCUACUUAUACCUUCAAAUUAUUAUCUAUUUACUUAUUAUUAUUGCCAAGAAAGUAAAAAAAAAAAAAAAUACGGUAAAAACAAAACUGAUGUAGGUGGGAGGGGCAUGUCGUAAGUGGUAUUUAACAGAUUCCAAUGUUGUAUUUGUUUCAUAUGAGCCCAUUCCAAAUUACUGCAAACUCAUCAUGCCCAUAUGUAAAACUGUUUUCUUCCAUCAAGCCAGUGAAGUCUAGGUUUUCUUUUGUGCUAUCAGUUGCCAAAUCAGAGCAUAUAUAUUAUUCUACUAGAAUAACUGCAUCUUCCACUCAGUCACUACAAAAAGUCAUAGUUUCAGUUUGCAUGAUUUUUUUCUUCAAUGGUUGUGCAGAUAAGGAACCAUUUCUGGGACAGAAUUGUAUUUUUAAAGUUAUUUUUUUCUUGAAAUGUCUGUGUACAAAUAAAAUAAACGGAAGACAGGAUAA
This is a messenger RNA of Choloepus didactylus (southern two-toed sloth), 3362 nucleotides long. It is a transcript of the gene AK5, whose product is annotated as adenylate kinase 5. Lineage: Eukaryota; Metazoa; Chordata; Mammalia; Pilosa; Megalonychidae. The transcript is spliced from 14 exons. The record is from RefSeq and is a predicted model, not a curated record. Gene Ontology annotation, molecular function: nucleoside diphosphate kinase activity; ATP binding; AMP kinase activity. Gene Ontology annotation, biological process: ATP metabolic process; nucleoside triphosphate biosynthetic process. Bases 392 to 2080 code for a protein of 562 amino acids. Gene Ontology annotation, cellular component: cytosol; cytoplasm.